Messenger RNA from Vanderwaltozyma polyspora DSM 70294, 951 nucleotides. RefSeq lists its product as uncharacterized. The record is from RefSeq and is a predicted model, not a curated record. Lineage: Eukaryota; Fungi; Ascomycota; Saccharomycetes; Saccharomycetales; Saccharomycetaceae. Bases 1 to 951 code for a protein of 316 amino acids. The transcript has a single exon.
AUGGAUUUCCAAAAUGAAUUUUAUUUAGCUGAUGCAAUGGAAUUGUUGAGACCACAACGUCUAGAUAACAAUGUUUUUUUUGGUCCAUUGAACACUUUAACUCAAGUUGAAUUUCUUCGAGAAAAUAACAUUAGAUUUUUCAUUGGUAUUGGAGUUUCAACUGAAAGAUUAGCUAAAAUUUGUAAUGAAAAUGCAAUGUUGCGCGGUUCAAUGAAUGAGGUAAUAAUGAUAAAUUUUGAUUCUGGGGUUGUUGCAGGUCAACGUUGUAAUUCCUUUGAUUCCGAAUCAAUCACUACAGAUUUUCAAAGAUUUAAUACAAGCCAAUUACAGAAUUUAAUCUCUUAUUUAGUCAAUGAUAAACGUUCGUCGUCUUCUCACUCGUCUGGCAAUCCUAAUGAUGAUAGAUGUUUGACUCCACUACCUGAACAAUCAGAUAUUUCAAAUUUGUUAUAUGGUGAUAUUUCUCAUUAUUAUGGCUCAAGUGUAUUUAGUGAUGUCAACGUUGAAAAAUUUAAAGCUUUCAAUGAUUUAAUAACGCUAUUUAAGGCUUAUGACCCUACGAACAAAGUGCUUGUAUUCUCAAAUGAUGGUAAUGAUGAAGAUUUAGUAACGUUGUUAGUAUCUUCGGUAUUAAAGGCUAACCCAUCCACCAAAAUUUUUGAAGCUUUACAAUAUGUGAAAUCUUUAAGAGCUGCUUUAUCAAAUAUUAAGGAUGAAAAAAUCAUUUGGUGUAGUGGUUUACUAAACUAUUAUGAAUGUGUAAGAGCUAAUGAAUUAAAUUGGGGUAGAGUUGGUGAUCAAAGGAAAACCUUAAUUGAUUUCCAAAACAAUCAUCAAUCAAAGAACAGAAAAAGAGAUGAAUCAACUAUGAAAUCUAUCGAACCUGUAUUAGCUUUAGGUACUCAUAAAAUCUUAGUUGGUGGAAAUAGUAAAAGAUCUCGUUGCGAUUAA